AUGACUGAACCCGAAGUACAAGACAAUUUACUUCCCAGUAUAGGAGCUAUUUACCUCUUAUCAAAGAAGGAGCUCAUCGAGCGAAUGAGUAAAUUAAACAUCAAUACUGAAGGGACAGUAAAUGUACUCCGUAGUAAGUUUAGCACUUACAUGAAAGAAGCCCGGCUUCGUAAAUCAGCCGAAAACUUGUUUGAAGAUUUGGAAAAAGUCUUGGAAACGAAAGGUGAUGAAGAAGAAAAACGAAGCAGUCCCGAGAGCGAAAAUGAUGGAAGCAAAUGCGUUGUAGCAAAUCCUGGAGCAGCUACAUCAGCAAGCACUUCCACUCACACGCUGCCAGCACACCCACCGAUUAACGAGUUCGACAGUCUUACCCGAGAACCAGGAGUUAGAGAUUGGUACUAUCCAGUUCCAAAUUAUGCUCCGCCGAUGUUUUCUGCUAAUGCUGCUACUUUCACUCAACCUCCUGCAGACGUUGAGAGGCUAAGGGGCAAAGCACCCCACAUGUUUUUUUCAAGACCCACAGUAUGUCGUGAAGUCGAUGUCAUGAAUACUGUACGUAAAUGGGGAUUAAGAUAUGAUGGGUCAGGCAGCGCACGCGAAUUUAUUGAACGAUUAAUCGAACUUAACGAAAGCUAUAAAAUUCGAAAUAACGAAAUUUUGAAAGCACUUUCCGAAAUAUUUAAGGGACCCGCCCUUGAAUGGUUUCGAAUAAAUCGAACUGCUUUUGUCUCGUGGGAUGAAUUCCAAAAAGCUUUCCUAACCUAUUUCCUUCCGACAAGGUUUAUAAAUAAACUGGAAGAUGAAAUAGCUAGGAAAAGUCAAGGCCCUAGAGAAAAAGCUAAAGAUUUUAUAAGAUCGUAUCAAUAUCUUGUGCAUCAACAUCCCAACAUGCGUUUAAAAGACCAUGUCGACAAAAUAUAUGAUCGUUUACGUCCAGAAUAUCAUUUGUAUAUUCGGCGUAAAGAUUUUGAGACCCUUGAAGAACUCUCAGGUCUGGCGGAAGAAUAUGAAUAUAUUCGUAACGAAAACAAGCUCAACAACCCUGCUAAAGCACCAGAAAAACCGAUAGUCGCCUCUCGAAAUUUUAGAGAGACAGCUUCGUCGCCCGACCAAUAUGACCGCCGAACUCAUUGCUGGAACUGCAAGCAGCGAGGACACAGCAAAACUAAUUGUCGACGACCAUUCCGCAUGUUUUGUUCUUAUUGUGGAGAAGAUGGCCGAUUAUCAAAAGAUUGCUCUUGUCACCAGCAAAACCCUCAAGCCUCAAUAAUGGAAAAGAAUCCGGCCGAUUGCCAUGGAGCUUAUUCCGAUAGAGGCACAAACUAGUGUCGGUCAGACACCCCACAC
Messenger RNA from Episyrphus balteatus (marmalade hoverfly), 1347 nucleotides. RefSeq lists its product as uncharacterized. The transcript has 2 exons. The record is from RefSeq and is a predicted model, not a curated record. The coding region runs from base 1 to 1326 and encodes 441 amino acids. Gene Ontology annotation, molecular function: nucleic acid binding; zinc ion binding. Lineage: Eukaryota; Metazoa; Arthropoda; Insecta; Diptera; Syrphidae.